Molecule: messenger RNA, 2490 nt
Organism: Symbiodinium sp. CCMP2592
Lineage: Eukaryota; Dinophyceae; Suessiales; Symbiodiniaceae
Source: the annotation of a GenBank genome assembly
AUGGGUCAGCUAGGGUUCCCCCUCCUCGAGGACUUGCCCAAGGACCAGGACGGCUACCCCUACGAGCCCACUGCGGGGCUGAUCAAGGCUUUCAAGCGAAUCAAGGUCUGUCAGAUUGCAGGGGGAGAUGGCCACACAGCGGCAGUGACGGUCCACGGCAAGCUGUACAGCUGGGGGGCGAGUGCUUGCGGCCAGCUCGGGCAUUGCGACACCGAGCACAUGCCAAAAGACGUCGAAGGAUAUCCGUACCAGCCGGUCCCUUUGUUGGUUCACAGCCUGCAGGACGUGUGCAUAGUUCAAAUUGCCUGCGGCGAUGCACACACCGUGGCGCUGUCUCGGGAGGGCGCUUUGUACAGUUGGGGCGGCGGUGGCUGCGGGCAGCUUGGCCACUCGGAGACUUCCAAGAUGCCCAAGGAUGAGGAUGGCUGCCCCUACCAGCUCACCCCAAGAGUAGUCGAGCAUCUUCGGCCGCAUGUGGUCUCCACUAUUGCGUGCGGCAAGGCGCACACCAUCGCUGUCUCUGAUCAAGGGCGGAUAUUCACCUGGGGCGCCGGGGCUUGUGGCCAGCUAGGUCACCCUGACACCAGCAGCUUCCCCUCGGACGAAGACGGCUAUCCUUUCCAGCCAGUUCCGAGGGAAGUGGAUCAUCUGAAGGACUUUAGGGUCAUCGCCACUGCUUGCGGCGAUGUCCACACCUUGGCCCUCACCGACGAGGGCCGCGUCUACUCCUUCGGAGGCGGCUCCUACGGACAGCUCGGCGUCAAGGAUGUGUUGGCGAUGCCAGUUGACGCAGACAACUGUCCCUACAUGCCGACGCCCCAGCGGAUCGUUGGCCUCGAGGGCAUCGUUCGUCUGGCGUGCGGAGACUCGCACUCUCUGACCGUGGACAGAGACGGGCGGCUCUACUGCUGGGGUGCCAACUCCUGCGGUCAGCUGGGCAUCAUGAACCCAGACGACCCCAGGAUACGGAAAGAUCCAGAUGGAAUUCCGCACCUGCCAACGCCGGCCGCGAUCGAGGCAUUGGCUGAUCAAAGGAUCAUCGACAUCGCCUGCGGGGAGGCGCACUCCCUGGCAGUGUCGGCCACAGGCAACCUCUACAGCUGGGGAGCCUGCUCUUGUGGACAGCUGGGGCUCGGCAGUUGCGAGGGCAUGCCUGUGGACAGCGACGGCUAUCCCUACCGGCCCACCCCAACGCUUGUCACUGCUGGCUUCCGCGGCAAGGCAGUGGUGAGAGUAGCCUGUGGAGGGGUUCACAACCUUGCCAUAACAGAGCCGGAUCGGUCCCUGGCAAGCGGCCUGUCCACACUUGUAAAUAGCGAGACUUUGGCAGACGUCUGCUUCGUUAGUAGCGAGAGAAGUGUGGUCUAUGCCCACCUCUGUAUCUUGAAGCACAAUGCGCCCCAGCUGCAUGCCCACAUCCUGAAUCAGAUCGAGGCCAAGGAGGCCGAGUCGGUGGCCAUGGAGGGCCGGCAGCUCCCACUGGUGCCACUCAUAAAUGUGCGGCUUGAAGUGCUCCUGGACUUCCUCCAGUAUGUGUACACACUCGACAUAGAUGCGGCUACUAUGUCACUCUCCAACUUCGCCGCUGUGCUGGAGCUGUACCACUUGGGCGAGAGGUUCAACUUGACCAACUUGCUUCCAAAGUGCCGACGGCUUGUUCGGGAGCAGUUGGGAAAGCAGAAUCUGCACCGCCCUGUGCUGGGGCUUUUAGAUGCGAGGCCGAGCUGUGCAACGGCGCGCAGCCUUUGGCGCAGCCCAGAGCCCGAGACCCUGCCCAGCGAUGAGCCCCCAGCUGACUCCAGAAAGGACUGGCCAAGUGGCGGUGGGGACGGUUGGGGAAUCUUCUUCCUCCCGACCGGCCAAGCCUUAGUGCUCGACGACGCAGCAUAUCGAGAAACGUUGGCUCGAGGGACGCUCUUGGACUUGCAGGACAUCGGAGUUCCUCAGAAAGAUGAGGACUCGACCAUGCUGGAGGACCACAUGCGGAGGAUGCUUGCAGAUAAGGAGAGCUGCGAUGUGUUGCUCGCGGCGGGAACAGACGCCUCGGAGGAGGUUGCGGCCCACAAAUGUGUCCUGGCCAGCCGUUCCUCCUACUUCCGUGCCUUGUUCUCCUCGGAGUUUCGCGAGCGGAGCGAAGGCAGAGUGCUGCUGGAGGACAUCAGCUUCGAGCAGUUAACGUACCUCCUGCAUUUCAUUUAUGCAGAUGACUGGUUGGUGGAGGACCCGGAGUUUGCCUUCGAGAUGAUUCCGAUCGCAGACCGCUUUUCGGUGCAGAGCUCGGCUUCCGGUUCGGGUGAUGGUGACACCUCAACAAAAGCCUGCCAGAGCGAUGACUCCAAUGCGAGUACGGCUUUGGCUUGGCAGGCUUCUGGCAGCGAACUCCUGGGUCCGUCGUGGCAGCUGGAAUCCUCACCCCUUACGGCAGCCCCCUGUGGUGCCAAGAUUAGGAAAAUCGAUAGACCCCCUGUGGUGUCCAGAUUCAACUGGUGA